This is a messenger RNA of Cuculus canorus (common cuckoo), 1293 nucleotides long. Its product is annotated as beta-microseminoprotein. NCBI's taxonomy places the organism in Eukaryota, Metazoa, Chordata, Aves, Cuculiformes, Cuculidae. Bases 135 to 482 code for a protein of 115 amino acids. The record is from RefSeq and is a predicted model, not a curated record. The transcript has 4 exons.
CUCAUUGGAGUUAUUCAUGCAUGUUCAGUUUGCUCAAGGACUGAUAUCAUCAGUUCCCUCUCUAUAUAAGUUCUCAGAGAAGAUGAGCUUCUUAGAGGCCAUCUCUUUACUGGAAACCUCGUAAUUCUGCAAGAAUGAAAACCACCUUAGCCUGCCUUCUUGUUCUUGCUGCUAGCCUGCCACUGUCCAAUGCCGAAUGCUUCCUUCAGCCAUUGAUUCCAAGACCAUCUGGUGAUGAGAUCAAAAACUGCCAUGACUCAAAAGGAGAGCUGCAUGAAUUCGGUUCCAGCUGGAAGACUGAGGACUGCUAUGAUUGCUCCUGUUCCAGAGAGGGAAUUAGCUGCUGCUCCAGCUUUGCAAUACCAUCUGACUAUGAUAAAGAGAAGUGUGUAAGCAUUUUCAACAAGGAGACCUGCACUUAUAAAGUAGUGGAGAAAGACGAUAACUCAAAAGAAUGCCCAGUCCAUGCGUGGGUGGCCUAACAGACAAGGAUUGUGUGUUUAGGGAAUAUUUCUAUUUUUUUUAAGGGUUCUCUUACUCUCACAAAUUCAAAAAAAAACCCUGAAAAAUGUAGCCAUUGAGUGAUAUGUAUUCAUAAACCCUAACACAUAAUAAAACUGUAUAUCCACUUAAAAAAACUCCUUUGGAUUCUCUGCAUUCUUCUUCCCCAUGGAGAAAAAACUGGCUUGCUGCUUCCUUGAGAUCAGAAACUAAAGCUGAUGUUUUUAAGCAUCCUCAAUAGCUGCUAGUUUUAAUUCUUUUCUAGACACACUUCAGUGCCAGGGACUAAGAGGUCUGACACAAAAAAACAAGACUAACUCUGUAGCUCAGGAACCAAGAGUGGGAGGGGAGAGCCAUAGUUAUAGAACGUGUUCCAGCCUGUCACAGUGAGACCAGCCUCGACUUGAUCACUUCACUCAGUAUCAGUGGAUGUGUGUUCAAAUAUAGACAUUUUCUUACCCUGGGUUGGAAAAUGUCAGUGUGCAGGAGUGAAGAGCAAGUUAACAGCAAGUUUCUUGUGAAAAUGAAGAAAUCCAUGAUGGAAAGUUUCCAGUUAUUGACUGAGGCUUAUGGUGAAGAGAUCCAAAAGAUCAAGUCUGUGCUCAAAGGAACACAUUUUUUUGAUGGUAGAAGAUAUGAAACCAAAACUGUUUGAGAUCUUCAACAGCCUUUCAGACUGCAGAAUUGCUUUGAACUUUGGCAGCAUCAUGUGCUGCUGUGUGACACCUCAGAACAGAACUAUUUUGAAGGUUAUUGUAGUUGAUUUUCUUAAUCUGUUAAAUAAAAAGUUAC